GUUGGCUGUUGGCUGCUGUUUCACACACACACGUUGUUUUAAAUCUGAAUCUAUCAAUAUUUUUAAUUUUAUUCAGUUAAGUGCAUUGUAUGCUGAGCCUGAGAUUCUUUUCUUGUGAUAUGAUUCAGAUUCUCCGGUAGUCCACCUCUCACGCUUGCUGUCACGCUGCCAUUUGGACUUUGGAGUGGACUCAGACUGAGUUCAAUAAUGAUUUUGUCACAAUUACCUAUUUAUACAAAACAGGAAACAAUAUGUAGAUAUGCCAUGGAAUUACAACUAGGACUAUCACUCAUAGAUAUUUAACACAUCAUUUUGACUGAUGAGCACUUGUUUAGGUACUAAUUAAGACAUUUUCAUUGAAGUUUUCUUGGGUGUCGUAAAGUAGGUAGGCAUCACACUUGUUUUUCAUUUUGUUUUGCAACCAAGGAGAGGCGCUAUACCAGAUACCCAGGUAUUUUUUCCAAUCCAACCAAACCAAACCUAACCAAACCUGAAUUAACCCUUCAUUGUCAUACAACCUAAAAAACUUACAACCUACAAUCUAAAACCUAAAACCUACUAGGUACCCAAAACCUAAAACCUACAACCUACAACCAAACCUACAGCACCUCUCCUCGGUUGCAAGAAACAAGUGUGAUGCCUGCUUUACUAUUAUUACCAUUUUCUUUCCUUAGCUUGCUGUUGGCAGCCUUGGAAAAUAUUUGGAUACUGUAUAGGCAUAGGUACUCUAAAAGGUAACCCAAUUUAAAAGAAAAUUUACUGAAAUGUGGUCUCUUUUUAGUCAUUUGUAAUUGCGCAAUUUGACUAAGACCAACGUCAAAGGCACACUUUUUAAAUAGGUAAAGUUAGAAGUUUUCAAUAGGUAGAGUAAUGUAAAGAACAAGUGUUUUGAAGAGGCAGGGGAAAAUUAUCCAGUGCUUUUGGAUUUGAUUCUGGUCAUUAGUGAGGAGAGGUGACAAGUCAGAUGAAACCAUAUAUUUGUUUCUGCUGUGAUCUGCUCUCUGCAGUUGAAUGAAGAACCCAACUGUGUUUCAAGUUAAGAUAGGACCAGCACUAGUGUGUGUGGCUAUUGGUGAAUCCUUCAGCCUGUUUUGCCAUUGUCUGGACACGUAGGUACUUUCUGGCCAGUUAUGUACGAGUGCGACGACGUGUUCACUCACUCGACCCACGAGCGUAUCAGCCGGCUGGCGCACGAGCCGGGCCCGCCUCUCGACUGUCACACCGCCGCCAGUCUGGGCGACGGCGAGCUGGUGUUGCAGACGGCGCGCGAGCGUCCCGGCCAGCUGGACCGGCCCAACCGCGCCGGCUGGACGCCGCUCAUGUACGCCUGCUACUACGGGCACGCGGCCGUGGUGCACUCGCUGCUGGCGUGCGGCGCCGACACGGCGGCCGCCGAGCCGCGCGGCCGCACCCCGCUGGCGCUCACCGCCUGCCGCGGACACGACGACGUGCUGCUCACGCUGCUCGGUCGCGGCGCCGACAUCGAGUGCCGCGACGCGCGCGACUGGACACCGCUGCACCUGGCUACAGACGCUGGUCACCGCGCUACCGUGGAGCUGCUGCUGGCGGAGGGCGCCAACGCCAACGCGCUGGACCGACAGCGCGGCUACACGCCGCUGCUGCUGGCCGCCGCCGCGGGCCACGAGCUGAUCGUGUUCGCUCUGAUCCGUCACGGUGCUAACGUGCAGCUGCGUCUGCCGAGCGGCGCCAGCGCGCGCGAACUGGCCGAGACCGGUGGCCACGAGCGCGUCAGCCAGCUGCUAGCAGAGUACGACGCCAGCGAGCCGCCGACGCCCACAGCGCGGCCCGCCGACGGCGCGGCGUUCGCGGCGCUGCGCCGAGACGCGCCGCCGGCCGGGGCAGUGGACAGCGGCCGGACGGCGGCGGCAUCCGAUCAGCAGCAGCAGCAACAGCAGCAGCAGCAGCAGCCGGCCGACCUGGCGGCUCUGCUGGCCACCGUCGGCCUGCAGAAGUACCAGCCAGUGCUGGAGCGACAGGAGGUCGACCUGCAGGUCUUCCUGGUCAUGACCGACGACGACCUCAAGGAGGCCGGCAUCACGCUGCUCGGGCCGCGCCGCAAGAUGACUAGCGCCAUCGCGCGGUGGCACCGGAACGCUCCGCUCACGCCGGGCCCCGAGCGAGCGUACGCGGACCGCGUGGCGCGUGCCGGCGAGGCCAGUGAGCGCCGUCUGCGCGAGCUAGAGCAGCGCCGCCAGAGCUGCGACUGGACCGUCAGCCAGGAGCGGCAGCUGCGCGCGCUCACGGAGGGGCUGCUGGUGGAGGAGCGCCGACGGCUGUGCCGGCUGCAGGAGGGCUGCGCCGACCAGCUGCGGCUGGCCGCCGCGCUGGCGGCUGGGUUGGCGCGCCUGGGCGCCGCGCCGCCGACCGGGCCGCUGCCGGAGCCGGCCGCGCUCUGCCGGAGUCUGGAGGAGUCGACCGCCGGCCGGCAGCAGCUGCUGGACGGCUGCGCGCGGCUGGCGCUGCUGCAGCACCAGCUGACCGAACAGCUGCGCGACACCCUCAGCGGCAUCUCGGGCAGGAUGGAGCGGGCCACCAGCACCGGCUGACCGCAGCGACACCAGCGGCGACGUCACGAACCGACGGUGCGCGCUCUGACGGAUAGACGGUGCCUUACACGUGAGUUCCUACGUUGAUAGCGGUGACACUAGUCUGCUUUUUACUUAUUUUGCAAGCGUUUAACGAUCGAUACUGUUUCUAGUCAGUUUGAGAUCUCGUUUAUGGCCAAGUGACCAAGUUUUUCAUUAGAGGUAAAGUGGCAGUUCUUCUGAGGUUUUUUGCCCGUCUGCUUGGAUGGUUUUCAGACGAAGCUAUCUAGCUAUAACUCUUGCCUUUCAUUUCACUGAUCUCACUUGUGAUAGCACAGGACUACGCUGCAUGUGUGGCAGUAGUUGAAACUGGGUGCAUUUUUAGUGACAUGGUUAGUUCCAUUGUGCAAUUGAGGAUGACUUGUGGUUUUAUGAUGACAUUUGUCUUAUCGUGUCCGUUUGACGAUUGAGGUGCAGUCUAUACAAAACGUGUUUUUACACAAUAAAUGAAGCCGAUAUGUUA
This is a messenger RNA of Amphibalanus amphitrite, 3069 nucleotides long. Its product is annotated as ankyrin repeat and SAM domain-containing protein 3-like. Lineage: Eukaryota; Metazoa; Arthropoda; Thecostraca; Balanomorpha; Balanidae. The transcript has 2 exons. Bases 1131 to 2567 code for a protein of 478 amino acids. Gene Ontology annotation, molecular function: protein binding. The record is from RefSeq and is a predicted model, not a curated record.